This is a messenger RNA of Pogona vitticeps (central bearded dragon), 2185 nucleotides long. Lineage: Eukaryota; Metazoa; Chordata; Lepidosauria; Squamata; Agamidae. The record is from RefSeq and is a predicted model, not a curated record.
CCCUUUUGUGAAUGUGAUCACUGCACGAGCAUGGGGACUAUUGAAAUAUAAAUACUCCACAGAUAACAGGACAGCUAAGCAGAACUUCCGCCACCUUAUACCGCCAUUGCCAGCCCAGAUGCCAGUGGUGUUCCUGUAAUAAACUGCCGUGUGUGCCAAUCACUAAUCAGUUUGGAAGGGAAGCUUCACCAGCAUGUGGUCAAAUGCACAGAGUGCAACGAAGCUACGUACUGGAAAUAGCAAGUAAGACAAAAUACAGGAAAUGUAAACCAAUCAAAAACCCUCCUUCAGGGAAAAAGUAUGUUAGAUGUCCGUGUAAUUGUCUGCUUAUCUGUAAGGAUACAUCACGGAGAAUAGGAUGUCCAAGGCCCAAUUGUAGACGCAUCAUUAAUCUUGGUCCUGUUAUGCUGAUUCCAGAGGAGCAGCCAGCACAGCCUGCAAUACCUGUUCAGCCAGAAGGUACUAGAGUGGUGUGUGGACACUGUGGAAAUACAUUCCUAUGGAUGGAACUGAGGUUCAACACUUUGGCAAAGUGUCCACAUUGCAAAAAAAUUUCUUCUGUUGGAUGUGCACUCCCACGAAGACGGUGUUGUGCAUAUAUUACAAUUGGAAUGAUAUUUAUCUUUAUUGGAGUUGGAUUAACUGUUGGGACACAAGAUUUUGCCAGGAACUAUCAUGCCACAUAUGUUUCUUGGGUUAUUGCUUACCUUUUAGGCUUAGUCUGUUUAAUUCGAGCCUGCUACUGGGGAGCCAUAAAAGUUAGUUAUCCAGAACACAGUUUUGCAUAGACUCCUAAUGAUGGCUUUAAAAAAAAAGAGAGACAUUAACUGAAAGAUCUGAUGACAGUAAGAGCUAAGUAACCUAAACCUCUUUUUUCAUAUUAUUGUUCCCAUUCCAUUAAAAAUAAUUCAAAGGCUGGGGAUCCUUUUAAGAACAAAUGUUCAUUGCACUACAUUAUAUGCAAAUAGUUUGUUUUGCUGCUAGAUUCCCAAGCUCUGAAAACUUAUGCUUUGUUUACAGUAUCAGGUAUUUAUCUUUAUAAAAGAUUGUUGAAUUCAAAUCCAUUCUACAGUAUUCUUUUUUUUUUCUAUUUUAAACAUCAGUCUGUACCAUUUGGGGAGGAGUAUGCCAAAACAAAGUGUUUAUAGAUGUUUCUACAACUGCUUCAUAUGUGUAUGUACACUUUAAAGAACUGUGUCAAAGCAGCUUGCUUUACAUUUUUAAGCAAUAAGCCUUCUGCUUGAACUGCUUACUGUAUCUUUUUCCAAAAUCAGAGUGACCUUAAUGAGUGUACAUCAUUUUUAACAGUGGAGCAUUUGCUUGGGAGACAUUAUUGUAAACACGGUAUGCUUCCAAAUUUUCAGAUGGAGAGAUGCAGUAUUUUGGUAGUCCAGCUCAUUUAUCCACCACUGAAAUUCAAACUUGGGUAUUCUUUUCCUUCAAGGACUUUGGGACUUAAUAUUUUUUAUCUUUUUACAGGCAAAGCCAUGAUUGGAUUGAUGGGACUUAUCUCCAGUUAUUUGUAAUGAGUUCCUUUACUGGGUCUAAGUAAGGGAAGUAUUUAUAUGACUCAUUUUAUAAAUUUAGAUAGAGGGUGAUGUUGGGUUACUUCUUAGCUUGUUUUGGUGUGGUUUCUUUUCCAUAAUGGGAGAAUAAUUCUCUGGUCACUACAAAGGAAGAUAACAUCACUUUACAGUAACUGAUAUGAAAUGAAAAUAAAGAGAUACUCUGAUCAUUCUGUUGAUAUAUAGCUAGUCAGUAUAACACUAACAAGUUAUAUUAAACACAAAAAUGAAGACUGUUUUCUCAAGGUCUGUUCACAGCUUGAUUCUAGGGACCAGUUAUUGCACUGCCCAUCUCUAAAGUUUUACACAGUGUUUUUUCUAAAUUCUGGAAGAACAGCCUGAACUCUUUAGAUUACAGUAGUCUUUAGAUUAUGGAGUCAAGAAGGUAGAUACGUAUGUUUCAGGAUUGUGUAUACUAUUUUCCAUUACCUUUAUUCCCGUUUCAAGGCAAAGGGAUGGUUGGAUGAGAAUUUGGAGCACAAAAAAAUGUAUCCUACAUACUGUAAAUUAAAGUAUUUGUAUAAUGUUAAAUGUACAAAAGCAUUAGCUCAGGAUUACCAUGUACCUUUUAAAAUAUACUAAUAAAGAUUAUUAUUCAAAGCUAUUUCUGGAUUCAUCAA